CGGGAAUGCAGGGGACGGGGGAACGCGUGCGGGCGGACGGCCGGCCCUGUGUGAGGAAGGCGCGCAAUCAGCCAAACGGCCUCCAGCGUCGCGCCUUCCCCGGUCUGGCAGCAAAUCAUCGUGCCGUUGAUUCAAGCGCCCGAGACUGUGUAACCGUGAUUUCUCUCUAACUCUCUCGUGGUCGGCGAGGGCCUGCCUGAUCUCCCCCUUCACCCCAUCCUUCUCCCUCCAUCGCCUUUCGCAGUCAUGCCGAACAUACCCUCCUCCGCCACCAACACGGCCGCCAUGUCGGAUCAAUUCUCCACCCAUACCCCCGUGAGCCACACCUCCACUGACGGCACUGCCGCCGGCCUUUGGCGUCGCCAUGAGCAGCUCAAGACCGUCGAAUACCAGAAGAACGAGCUUAUCGAGGAAUUGCUCUAUCGCUAUGAAUAUCUGAGCGAGCAGCUCAAGAAAGAAAGCGAGGAUCAUGAGCGCGAGCGCGAAUACAACCGUACGGCUCAGCGCACGAUCAAAGAGCACCGCACCUAUAUUGUAACCCUGCAGGCGGUCAUGCAACGUGAUCCGUUUGCCUUGGUCCUUAUUGACGGAGACGGCAUGAUCUUUACCGAUUCACUUCUGCGCCAGGCCGAAGAGGGUGGCAAAACGGCUGCCGGAAGACUUGAAACGCAACUUGAAGAGCAUUUGAAUUCGCGGCUACCCGAUAUCCCGGGAAACUGCAAGCUUGUCGUCCGUAUUUACGCCAAUUUGAAGGGUCUUGGUGAGACCUGUCGCAGCGCAGGUAUUAUCGCAAAUACGGCCGACGUUGAAGCUUUUGCGAAGGGAUUUACCCGUAACAAGCCACUUUUUGAUUUUGUCGACGUCGGUCCCGGCAAGGACAGAGCUGAUGAGAAGCUUUGUGAGACUUUCAAGCUUCAUCUUUACGAUUCUCACUGUCGUCACAUCUUUUUCGGCUGCUCUCACGACAAUGGCUAUGCCCGUUUGCUUGAGCCGCUUGUUACCAACCCUGAUCUUGUCCCUCGGGUCACCUUGAUUGAAGGUGUUCCUUUCGAGAAAGAGCUUGCCAUUCUUCCCUUUGAGACCAAAAAGUUUGAUAAUCUCUUCCGCACCCAAAAGAUCAACCUCUAUGGUAACGGCACCUCCGGUUUUGGCCCCUCCCUUCUACUUUCAAACAUUGCUUUCCGUAACCCAAGCAGUACGACUAGUGGUAGCACCACUCCACCCCUGCUGGGUGUUGGCGCUAUUAGGGUUGCCACCCCGCCAGUGAACGGGAACCCUGUCAGCUGGGCUGGUGCUGCCGCUAAGGCCGCAGCGCUUCCCGCUCCGAAGCCUGCCGCUGCUAUGGUCACUUUACGCGAUCCGAAUGUUGUCCCACGCAACCGCAAGGGUCAACGCAUCGAUCCGCCUCUGAAGUAUGACCGAGACGAGUUCAACCGUGUUAAGCGCCUCAAGAUGUGCAACGUACACUUUUUACGUCAGGAGUGUCCCUACGGUUUGAACUGCACCCACAAACACGACUACAAGCCGACCAAGGAUGAAAUUGAGACGCUCAAAUUCGUUGCUCGCAGUGCGACCUGCAUCCAUGGUACUGGUUGCGACGACAUCAAGUGCAUGUACGGUCAUCAUUGCCCAUAUCCCAAGAACCCAGCCAAGAAGACGGGCAAAAACUGCAUCUGGGGCGAUGAGUGCAAGUUUUCUCUCGACAUGCACAACAUGGACUCGGCCAUCGUAUCCACCAUGACAAUCCGCAACUAAGCAGCACUUGACAGGCAAGCAAGAAUGGUUAUGAAAAAGGGCAAAUUGGCAAUGACAGCAUCAAGGUGGUAUUCGUGGAAAUAGGAAG
This is a messenger RNA of Aplosporella prunicola CBS 121167, 1843 nucleotides long. RefSeq lists its product as uncharacterized. Bases 247 to 1755 code for a protein of 502 amino acids. The transcript is spliced from 5 exons. NCBI's taxonomy places the organism in Eukaryota, Fungi, Ascomycota, Dothideomycetes, Botryosphaeriales, Aplosporellaceae. The record is from RefSeq and is a predicted model, not a curated record. Gene Ontology annotation, molecular function: metal ion binding.